AUGUUCGUCCUGCAUGCUUCCAUGUCUACGUGUAACCUUGUGUUUUGUGUCUAUCUGUGUUUCUGCCCUGCACCAACCAUCAGGAUCCUUGUUGGCAGCCAUGCUGACUCAAUUUCCUUUCCAGCCCUUCCGGUCUGCAGCAUGAAAGAGGGGAACACAAUGGAGAAAGAUCAAGGACAUGCAGUGCAUACAACGGAACAUUUUAUCAACUCCAUCACGAAUUCCUUUGCCUCCCUCCAAGAUAUCAUCUUGUGCUCCAACCCAACCCCACACUUCCAGACGGCUGAUGGUCGCGAUGUCACACGGAGUGAGAAGCCUUCUCCAGAGAGGCAGGCACGGGUGCAGUCUCACUUCAACUCCGUGUUUCAGGACACAGAGAGGAUGUAUCAAGCUGCGGUCCUUGCAAAGGACAAGAAAGCGUUCUGGAUGGCUCGUACUCUGAUUGCCCAGUGCAGAGAGACAGCGAGCGAAGCGAAUGUUGACAUUGAGGACGUCCUCAGAAGCUUCGAGCACGAGAUUGAGAGUGCUGAGUACCAGCACAAGGUCAUCAGUCGCUUGCUCGCUGUGCCGAAGGUCUGA
This is a messenger RNA of Guillardia theta CCMP2712, 579 nucleotides long. RefSeq lists its product as hypothetical. The record is from RefSeq and is a predicted model, not a curated record. NCBI's taxonomy places the organism in Eukaryota, Cryptophyceae, Pyrenomonadales, Geminigeraceae. The transcript is spliced from 4 exons. Bases 1 to 579 code for a protein of 192 amino acids.